AUAUAAUCGACAGAUAGCCUCCAUCAUAAAUUACACAUCUUGUAAAGUCGUUUUCACUCCAGACUCAACUAUCUGUGCAGCUUUACAAGACAAAUCACAGUUUUAAACUGUCAUGCACCAAACAGUAUCACACGCUAAUGGAAAUCUCUCCUCACGAGCGAACGCCUUCUCUGUCGAAUCGUUGAUGUCCUCAGAACACACAAACCAACAGACAUCGAUUACAAGAAUGGCUGCUUCCACAGGACGCAGAUCACCCGAGAGCGGAGAGCACGAUCCAGCGACUGAAGCGUUAGGAUCAAUGCAGGCCAUGCAGAGCCGAGUGGGUUCUACAGAAACACUGGAAUGCGAAGAUAUCGUUAUUGAACUCCAGAUGCGUGAUUUAUGGCAGCGUUUCUUUGAGUUGGGAACUGAAAUGAUAAUUACCAAAGCAGGCAGGCGCAUGUUUCCCGCCAUCCGAGUCAAAGUUUCCGGACUGGAUCCCAAAAGCUACUACAUGCUCAUGAUGGACAUAGUACCGCUGGACAACAAACGUUACAGGUAUGCAUACCACAGUUCCAAAUGGGUUGUAGCGGGAAAUGCGGACGCGCCGAUGCCAGGCCGGGUGUAUAUUCACCCGGAUUCUCCCGCGCUUGGCGAGGAGUGGAUGAGACAAGUAGUGUCAUUUGAUAAAGUCAAACUGACCAAUAACGAGCUGGAUCAACAAGGACAUAUCAUACUUCACUCCAUGCACAAAUAUCAACCAAGAAUUCACAUAAUAAAGAAGAAAGAUACCUCAGACACGGUUGCUGUGGACGUAGAGAAGCCGUCUUCCUUGAGGAAGACGUUCGUCUUUCCUGAUACCGUUUUUACGACGGUUACCGCGUAUCAGAAUCAACAGAUAACUCGAUUGAAGAUUGACAGUAAUCCUUUUGCAAAAGGAUUUAGAGACUCGGGCCGAGUCAGGGAUCCAAUGGAAGAGAUAAUGCAAGCUUAUUCAUACUUUAGACCAACCGCAGGAAGAACUUUACAUUAUUCAAACUUCAGGGGAAGAGAUGAACAGCUUAGUUCCGAUCAAGGUUCUUGUUCCCCGCAUGCAUCAGUCCCUGUACCAUCUCCUUAUCAGAGUGUUCCUCUAAGUCCUACGAUGCCGCCUCAGACACCAACAUGUCAUUCAAAUACUGCUUUCUCUGCCUUCAAUGCGUGCUUAUCGUCAUUACCGCACGGCGCCAUGUUACCUACUCAGUAUCAUGUGACACCCUACUGUUCCGCCACAGAAACGUACGGCCACAUGCUCCACACAGCGGUGUCACCGUUUUCCACCCGCGAACCCAAUGCUGUGGUCAGCCAAUCAGAUACGGGCAUCCCACUUAGCCCAAUUGUUACUCAUCAGGCGAGUGGCUUUCAAGGAAAUACGUAUGCUUCUCCACAUGCGUUCACGACACAUACAAUGUGAAUUUCACGAGUCCUUAUUUUCGUUGUGUACUUUUGAUUUAAAAAGGUAUUUUAGAAAUCAUCAGUUAGUUCGCUUGAUAUUGAACAAGCAUCGAUAAUUCGAAAUAUUUUUUAUGAGACAGUUGGAAUAGUUCACCAGACUGAUAUCAGGUGUAAAUAUUGUAAGUUAAAUCAUUAUAACAAGAAAUUGUUACAGUUUCUUAGGUUACCGGCAGAACCUUUUAAAAAUUCAAAGACAAUUAUUUGUGAAUAUGAAUAUCA
This is a messenger RNA of Pocillopora verrucosa, 1692 nucleotides long. Its product is annotated as T-box transcription factor TBX15-like. Gene Ontology annotation, biological process: positive regulation of DNA-templated transcription; cell fate specification; regulation of transcription by RNA polymerase II. NCBI's taxonomy places the organism in Eukaryota, Metazoa, Cnidaria, Anthozoa, Scleractinia, Pocilloporidae. Gene Ontology annotation, cellular component: nucleus. Gene Ontology annotation, molecular function: DNA-binding transcription factor activity, RNA polymerase II-specific; RNA polymerase II cis-regulatory region sequence-specific DNA binding. The record is from RefSeq and is a predicted model, not a curated record.